This is a messenger RNA of Labrus mixtus (cuckoo wrasse), 1739 nucleotides long. RefSeq lists its product as uncharacterized. The record is from RefSeq and is a predicted model, not a curated record. Bases 207 to 1475 code for a protein of 422 amino acids. The transcript has 11 exons. Lineage: Eukaryota; Metazoa; Chordata; Actinopteri; Labriformes; Labridae.
UCUGCCAGGCCUCAAACACACAGACUCUGACAGAGAGGAGAGACCGUCUCUUCUGUUUCUGGAUCUCUCCUUCCUGAACGACUGGAGAAACUUCCAGAGAUCCCGACCUCAGCUUUAAGACCAGGAGAGACCAGGAGAGACCAGCAGGUCUUUGAAGGAACAUAUCAGACCCACUCACCUUAUAGAGAAGAACCUAACAGGCCGACAUGGCUGAGCUCUGCUACAACAAAGGCUGCGGACUCAAAUAUGACGCUGACAAGAACAAUGACGACUCGUGCGUCUUCCAUCCAGGUGUCCCCAUCUUCCACGACGCCUUGAAGGGAUGGUCAUGCUGUAGGAAAAGGACGACAGACUUCUCAGAGUUUCUCUCCAUCAAGGGCUGCACCCGCGGGCGCCAUAGCAACGAGAAGCCUCAGGAGCCUCUGAGGCCGGAGGUGACAUCCGAUAAGACCGACGGCAAACACACCAACGGCCCCGAGAUCAUCUACCAGGGACCCAAAUCUGCAGAGACGCUGCAGAAAGAGAGACCCAGUUCAGAAGAGCCAAAGACCAAGCUGCCUCACAAAGUGUCCGCCUCGCUGUCUCAGGCUCUGGAGAAGAUGGACAUCAGCAAGAGAGUGGAGAGAGAGAAGAAAGAAAGUGAGGCGGUGAUGCACGGGACGCGCUGCAAGAACGCAGGAUGUAAAACAAUGUAUCAGGGCCCGGAGACGGACACGGAGAUCUGCACCCACCACCCCGGAGCGCCCGUCUUCCACGAGGGAUAUAAGUACUGGAGCUGCUGCUGCAUAAAGACGAUAGAUUUCAACGCUUUCCUCGACCAGAAGGGCUGCACCACGGGGAAGCACUGCUGGGUGCCGAAGAAGGACAAGAAGAAGGUGGCAUGUCGACACGACUGGCAUCAGACAGGAAACAAUGUCGUCGUAACCAUUUACGCCAAGAACGCUCACCCACAGUUAACCUGCAUCGAGGCUAACAGGACCAUGCUCACAUGUCAGAUUCAGUUUGAGGACAACAAGAUUUUCAAGAGAGAUUUUCACUUCUGGGGGGUGGUCGAUGUGAAGCAAAGCUCGGUCAACAUGGUCCCAUCCAAAGUGGAGAUCAUCCUCCGCAAAGCCGACAAAGUGGCCUGGGGCAAACUGGAGGACCCCAAAUUCAAAGCUGAACCGGAGCCCGAAAAAGAAAUCGUAACCACAGAAUAUUACCACCCGGACCGGGACAUCGAUGACAACGACAUCAGCGACUCGGACGAGGAGUGGGCCUACGAUUUGCCAGAAAAGAAAGCGCAGGAGGAAAAAGCGGAGAAGAAGAAGAAAGACGAGGAGAUGGAGAAUCAAAGGAGGAAGGAGGUGGAGAAGGAGAUGAGGAGGGCAGCGGAGGAGAGGAGGCGGGCGGAGGAGGAGAGGCAGAAGCUGGAGGAGCAGAGGAGGCUGGAGGAUGAGGGAGGAGAUUACGAAGGCAUGCCAGAGUUAGAGUAAAAAGAUACAAAAGAUCAGAAUUGGUAGAAAUAAGAGCAAAUUAAAGGCAGGGUUGGUCAUUUCCUUCAGAUCCACUUUUAAGAUUUUGGUUGAAAUUGUCUUGACAGAAAUUAAUAACUCAGGUUCUCUGAAAAAGGAAUGAAGAAAAUCCGUCAUCUGUAGCAGUUGUAAGAAUGUAAAAACUUCGACCAAUGUCUGCCACGAGGUACCAAUCUGAUGAACCAAUCAGGCGCCUCCCUGUCUCCCUGCUCGUUCUCUACCCCU